This is a messenger RNA of Melanotaenia boesemani (Boeseman's rainbowfish), 3300 nucleotides long. RefSeq names its product POU class 3 homeobox 1 (gene pou3f1). The transcript has a single exon. NCBI's taxonomy places the organism in Eukaryota, Metazoa, Chordata, Actinopteri, Atheriniformes, Melanotaeniidae. Gene Ontology annotation, molecular function: DNA-binding transcription factor activity, RNA polymerase II-specific; RNA polymerase II cis-regulatory region sequence-specific DNA binding. Gene Ontology annotation, cellular component: nucleus. Gene Ontology annotation, biological process: brain development; regulation of transcription by RNA polymerase II. The record is from RefSeq and is a predicted model, not a curated record. The coding region runs from base 30 to 1157 and encodes 375 amino acids.
AGUGCUCGUCAGUUUUCGAAGUUGGAGCCAUGGCGACAACAGCUCAGUAUAUUCCGAGGAAUAACUCCUUGCCGUCUAACCCGCUAAUGCAUCCGGAUUCGGAUAGGAUGCAUCAGGGGACGACCUACAGAGAGGUGCAGAAAAUGAUGCACCACGAGUACUUGCAAGGGCUGGCGGCUACCAACACCGGACACCCGAUGAGCCUGACGCACCACCAGUGGCUGCCCACGUCCAACACCGACUGGUCCAGUGGCACCCACAUCGGACAGCAGGAGCACAAAGCCAGUGUGCAGGCGAGCAGGGAAGACCUGAGCAGCGGCUUCCACCACAGAUCUCACCUGGUGCACCAGCAGACACAGAGUACCCACCAUGGUUCGUGGGCGCCUGCCACAACGCACCACUUAUCCCCGCUGUCCCCAGCAUCCAACGGCCACCAGUCACUGGUCUACUCUCAGCCCGGAUACACAAACCUCAACGCAAUGCUGAGUCCCCAGCCCGGUUCUCUGCACCAUGGCAUGCGGGACCCACUGCACGACGAUACGGGCAGCCACGACAACCAGAUGGAGUCGCCCCAGCAGGCUUUCAGUCACCACCAGGAUCACUCGGACGAGGACGCGCCCAGCUCCGACGACCUGGAGCAGUUCGCCAAACAGUUCAAGCAGCGGCGGAUCAAACUGGGCUUUACGCAGGCGGACGUGGGCUUGGCCUUGGGCACCCUGUAUGGAAACGUCUUUUCUCAGACCACUAUCUGCAGGUUUGAGGCGCUGCAGCUCAGCUUCAAGAACAUGUGCAAACUUAAACCGCUCCUUAACAAGUGGCUGGAGGAGACAGACUCAAACACGGGCAGUCCCACCAAUUUGGACAAGAUUGCAGCGCAGGGCAGGAAACGAAAGAAGAGGACCUCCAUUGAAGUGGGGGUGAAAGGGGCACUGGAAAAUCAUUUCUUAAAAUGCCCAAAGCCAUCUGCUCAUGAAAUCAGCACUUUAGCCGGCACUCUGCAGUUGGAAAAAGAGGUUGUCCGUGUUUGGUUUUGCAACAGAAGACAAAAAGAGAAAAGAAUGACACCAGUGGGGGUCCCUCACCCGAAUAUGGAGGACGUAUAUUCCCAAGCAGAAACCCCUCCUCUACACCGCACACUACAGAGUCCUGUGCAGUGACUGUUUUCAUGAACAAUCUGAGCAUUUCUGUGGAGGGAUAGAAAAGAGAAAGGGACUGUGGAGUUUACAGUAUUUAAGUUUUGCUUUUGUUGUCCUGCGAGAAAAGAGGCACGGAAAAGUUGAAGAGAUCAGUUUUGCCUUUAGUAUUCGGAGAUCGUCAUGUCCAACAAAUAGAUGGCAGGAGGGAACAUGUUAAGAAAAAAAAGAAAAAAGGAAAAAAAAAAUAAUUAUUACUGAUUCUGUGCGCAUUUAAAGUGAAGCAAAGAUCUUUAUUUACCAAAAUUAUAUGGAGGAGACAUGCAUAUAAAGUAAAUUCGGCUGUUCCAAAUGUGGAUCAGCCUGAUGAAAUGUGGCAACUGAGUCCAUCUCCUCCUGGUGUACCAUGAACUGUUUGGCGCACACCAGAAAGAGGUGGUUGCCUGAAAACCAUCAACACUGGAGAUGAAUACACUGAAUGAACAUUUUAUUUGCUUUUUCAGGCUAAAACUGGUUAACCAGAUUUCUGAGUACUAGUGUAUACUUUCUUUGUUGUAUUAAGUGUGAUGUUUUAGUUUUGGAAAUACUUUUUUAACUUCAGUGUCUCUUUCUGCAGAGCACCUUUUGAUUUUCUCAAUGAUUUGCUAUAGGUACUGUAACUCAUCAGAACAGUCUCUACUUUUUUUUCUGUUUACUCAGAGUGGAUGGUGGAGAAAUUAUGGAAAUUGUGGUAGCUUGACAACAGUCGUAAAAAACGUCAGACACAUUUCAGAAAAAGUUCAAUGCAACAGGACGUCUAAGUUCUGACUGCAUGCCUUAAAAUAUUCAAAGCUUUGCAGCUGACCACGUCGAAAUUUGCAAAACAGCAUCCAGACGCUAAAACACGCAUUUUCUUGUUUUCUUUGGGGGGAUGAUUACUUUCACAUUAUUAUUUUCUUUGCAUGGAGCACUUAUUCUUUCGUUAAUAUAAUUAUUAUUAUUGUUAUUAUUGAAAUUUUAUGUCUGUUGAUAAAGUUGUAAGUGUGUAGCUGAUCUCAAAAGCUUAAAGCCCACGUUUACAGGUUCCUUGUUCUUACUACAGAGCGCUGACAGCUCUCAAUGCUUACUGCCUGUUAAUCUGUUGUAUUCCAAACAUUUCAAAAGAGAUUGGCCAAAUGAAAAGUAACAAUUACUCAGGUAACUCAGUGCCCCUUGUCGGAAUAUCACGCCUGUACAUGGUUUACGUUCCUCUGUGUAUUUUUCUUUUAAAAAAAAGUCUGAAUUACAACAACACCGUUUCUUUUGUCGCUUAGAUUAAUUUUAUUAUAUUAAAAACGCUGGAAUCAGAGAGAAUAAAUUAGUAGUUGCAUUAGGUUAAUCGCUGAAAGGGGAUUACUUUAGAUAUAUUUAUUUCUUUGUCCCUCGACCUUUAAGGAAAUCUGAAAAAUCUCAUGCGUUGUGUGUCAUUUCUCAUGUUGGACCAGUCCAAAAGCCUAGCUGUGCUAUCCAAUACAGACGAGGGAAAACUCGGUUUUUUUUCUUUUUGUUUUUAUUUUUCAAGAAAAAAAAAUGAUAAAGAUAAAAAAAAGAUUUUAGAGAAAAUGUUGCCAGGAUUAUUUCCGAUCUUGUAAAUAUGUCCAAUAUGUAAACUUGUAUUUGUUCUGAGAUAUUGUUUUGUUUUUGUUUCUUUUCCGGGCAGUUUUGUACACUUACUAAUUCCAAGAAGAUAUUUUAAUAUGAUUUCAUUUAUGAAUCUGACCAUUUAUAUAUAUAUAUUUAUUUCUUAAAAGUGUUUGGAGCUUUUUAUUUAGCUCUGUCAAUGGUUUUGUUGCAGUGGAUUACAGUAUGUUUUUUUUUUUCUUUUCUUUAUUACGUUGGUUGUAUGUUUAUUGCUAAAUGUAGACUGCAAAGUCACAUUUAUAUUUAUGUUAUAGUAAUAUUUUAUUACUUACAUAAAACAUAUAUACAAGAAAUUGUCUUUUGUCUUUAUUAAGAUCCAAUCCACCCUUCCUUUAUAUUCCCGUCUACUGAAGCAUCUUCAGGUAAUAAAAUAAAAAUAAAAAAGAACAGCCUGAUCAUAAAGUUGAGUUCUGUUUAAUGUCCUCAGUGAAAAAAAAUAUACUGAUUGGUUAUAUAACAGAGGGGUACGUUUAAAGCAGAAGCUGAGUACAUGUGCUGUUAAGGGGGA